AUGCGACAUUUCUUCGGACGGCGGCCGAAAGCCGCUGCAACCGGGCCGACCGCUGAGCACGACUGGCCUCAACGAUCGGUUGCGGGGAUUUCGUCCUCGAUCAAGACCUUCCCGUCAGGCAUCAAACUGUUUCAUAGCCCGGAACACGCUAUCGUCGACAUCGUUUUCGUCCACGGCCUGGCUGGCGAUCGCGAGAAGACGUGGACCGCCCGGGACGCGUCCGACCCAUGGCCUAAGGCCCUCCUCCCGUCCGAGCUCCCGACCGCGCGCGUGCUCACGUUCGGAUACGAUGCAUAUGUGGCAGAUUGGCGAGGAGUGGUGGCGCAGAACAGGAUUGGAAACCAUGCGUGGAAUCUGCUCACGUCUCUUGCGACGUACCGAGAGAGGGACGAAACGGCCUUAGUGACAUCGAGACAGCGGCCGGAGGAACACCUCCAGAACAUCCUUCAAUCGACCCGAGGAAUCGCCUUCCUAGGAACGCCGCACCACGGGGCGGGUCUGGCCAGAUGGGCUGAGCUCCUGUCCCGUCACAUCGGCCUCGUCAAGCAGACAAACACCGAGAUUGUGGCAGUCCUCCGACGCGAGUCCGAAGUGCUCGCGCGGAUUCAGGACGGCUUUCAUACGAUGGUCAAGGCACGCAGCAGGGAGGGCCAAGGGCAGAUCGAUAUCACUUGCUUCUUUGAGGAGCUCCCUCUGCCUGGCGUUGGCCAGCACUCAGCAAUCCUCCCGGGAUACAUCCCGAUCGGCAUCCACAGCAAUCAUAUGGACAUGGCCAGGUUUGUCUCUGCGAACGACCCCGGGUUCACGGCUGUCUGCGGGGAGCUCCGCCGGUGGAUCAAGGAAAUAGACACGUCGGAAAGACGUCACCGGGAAGCACCGGCCUCGGACCAUACCGGAAGGUCAGGAGAUGGACAGGAUGGAUACACGAGCUCAGCCGCACGAUGUAGGUAG
Molecule: messenger RNA, 951 nt
Organism: Parathielavia appendiculata
Lineage: Eukaryota; Fungi; Ascomycota; Sordariomycetes; Sordariales; Chaetomiaceae
Exons: 4
Coding region: 1-951 (316 amino acids)
Source: RefSeq, a predicted model, not a curated record